Helianthus annuus (common sunflower) is the source of this 1097-nucleotide messenger RNA. RefSeq lists its product as uncharacterized. The transcript has 5 exons. Bases 1 to 966 code for a protein of 321 amino acids. Lineage: Eukaryota; Viridiplantae; Streptophyta; Magnoliopsida; Asterales; Asteraceae. The record is from RefSeq and is a predicted model, not a curated record.
AUGGAUGAGCAUACAAUAUCCUUUAUUGGGACCUCAGCAACAGACUUUGCGACCGAGUGUGGAAUCAUUAUGCGCAAUUUUUGUCCGAUGAACUAUCACACAUGGGAAUCAGUACCGGAAGAUGCGAAAACCUUGAUGUAUGAGAAACUAGAAGGAAAAUUCAAGUUAUUGCGAACAAAUACCAUUUUUAUGGAGUAUGUGAAUGCUCGACUACAUGCCCAGUGGAAACGCACCCGAGGUAAAUGGAGUGAACAUUGGAAGAAGAACGGAGGGAAACCCAAUCUGCAGCUAGCAAGAUCUAAAAGGAAAUCUGAUUGCCCGAUUCAAGAAUGGAAUCAUUUGUGCGACUAUUGGGAGUUAGAAAAAACUAAGAAAUAUAGUGAUAAGAUGGAAGCUAAUAGAGCAAAACAAGUUAAUAUAAGCAGAGGGGGCUCUCGGUCGAUAGCCAAUCAUACAUUUCAAAUGAUAAAUCCCGAGACUCAGAUGCCGCCUAGCCCGUUAGAACUUUAUCACAAGCUGCAUUUCAAUGCCACGAAACAAGGAUGGCUAAAUGAAAAUUCACGUAUUGAAUAUGAAAACAUCAUUGCACAUAAGCAGGCAGCCUUGGAUGAAUUAAAUUCUAAAGGAAUAACAAUUACCACUACUAUGGAGCAUCAACUUGAUAAAGAAGCCAUAAAAAGUGUUUGUGGUAGGAAGAAAACAAUACAAUCAGCAUGGGAGGUUGGUGUUGGGCCCGUGUUGAGGAAAAAAGAUAGUUGGAUGAAAUCGGUAGCUGAAUCAUUUCAACGAGACUCAAGUGAGAACGAAAGUCUGAGAAAUAAGGUUAUUGCACUCGAGGCGAAACAGAAACGAGAUAAGGAGAAAUAUGAAAGAAUGUUUGAGUUCAUUGGCACAAAGUUUCCGGACUUUGAAAGCACAAUACCCAUAGAUGCAAGUGAUGAAGCUGUUAGUGAUAAUACAAUUUAGGUAGUUAGUUAUGAUGUUUAUUAUCUUUUUUUAUCUAGUACUCUUUUAAACUUUAGAACCGAUUAUUUGGUGUUAUUUUGCUUGGUUAUUGUUAUGAUAUUAGUGCUUGAAUGUAUUAGAAUUUUGGGAAG